Henningerozyma blattae CBS 6284 is the source of this 1287-nucleotide messenger RNA. RefSeq names its product isocitrate dehydrogenase (NADP(+)) IDP1 (gene IDP1). The record is from RefSeq and is a predicted model, not a curated record. The coding region runs from base 1 to 1287 and encodes 428 amino acids. Gene Ontology annotation, molecular function: isocitrate dehydrogenase (NADP+) activity; NAD binding; magnesium ion binding. Gene Ontology annotation, biological process: isocitrate metabolic process. The transcript has a single exon. Lineage: Eukaryota; Fungi; Ascomycota; Saccharomycetes; Saccharomycetales; Saccharomycetaceae. Gene Ontology annotation, cellular component: mitochondrion.
AUGCUUAUCCGCAGACUUUUUUCUAGUUCUGCUUGUAGAGCUGGGAUCUCGAAGAUUAAUGUCAAAUCGCCAGUAGUUGAAAUAGAUGGUGAUGAAAUGACUAGAGUUAUUUGGUCUGAAAUUAAAGAUCGUUUAAUCUUACCAUAUAUGAAUGUGGGUUUGAAAUAUUAUGAUCUUUCCAUUACCAAUCGUGAUAAGACCAAUGAUCAAGUUACAAUUGAUGCUGCAGAAGCUAUUAAGAAGUAUGGUGUAGGUAUUAAAUGUGCCACCAUUACACCAGAUGAAAAAAGAGUAGAGGAGUUUGGAUUGAAGAAAAUGUGGAAAUCUCCAAAUGGUACUAUCCGUAAUAUUGUUGGCGGUACAGUCUUUAGGGAACCAAUUAUUAUUCCAAGAAUUCCAAGAUUAGUAUCCACUUGGGAAAAGCCAAUUAUUAUCGGUAGACAUGCGCAUGCCGAUCAAUAUAAAUGUAGUGACUUUAUUGUUCCUGGCGAGGGAAAAUUGGAAAUGAUUUUUACACCAAAGGACCCAUCAAAGGCUAAAGAUGUUUACAAGGUUUAUGAUUUCAAAGGCCCAGGUGUUGGUAUGGGUAUGUACAACACUGACGAUUCUAUUAGAGGGUUUGCUUAUUCUUCUUUCAAUCUUGCUGUCAAUAAAAAUAUGAAUUUAUUCUUGGCUACUAAGAAUACUAUUUUGAAGAAAUAUGAUGGUAGAUUUAAAGAUAUUUUCCAAGAAAUUUAUGAAAAUGAAUAUAAGAAGGAAUUUGAAAGAUUAAACAUUACAUACGAACACCGUUUGAUUGAUGAUAUGGUUGCUCAAAUGAUUAAAUCCAAAGGUGGUUAUAUAAUGGCUCUAAAGAAUUAUGACGGUGAUGUUCAAAGUGAUAUCGUGGCUCAAGGUUUUGGCUCAUUAGGUUUAAUGACAUCUAUCUUGGCUUCCCCAGAUGGUAAAACUUUUGAAAGUGAAGCCGCUCAUGGUACCGUUACUAGACAUUUUAGAAGAUAUCAAAAGGGCGAAGAAACAAGUACCAAUUCCAUUGCAUCAAUCUUCGCCUGGAGUAGAGGCUUAAUUAAAAGAGGUGAAUUAGAUGAAACUUUGGACGUCGUCAAUUUCGGUAAAUUAUUAGAAGAUGCUACCUUAAAGACUGUUCAAGUUGAUGGCAUCAUGACCAAAGAUUUAGCUUUAGCCACUGGUAAGACUUCAAGAGACUCUUACGUUGAUACUUUCAAGUUUUUAGAAGCUGUUCAAUUCCGUCUGGCCAAUGGGUUCAACGAUUUAGUUCGUUUUUAA